Messenger RNA from Didymodactylos carnosus, 594 nucleotides. The record is from the annotation of a GenBank genome assembly. NCBI's taxonomy places the organism in Eukaryota, Metazoa, Rotifera, Eurotatoria, Philodinida, Philodinidae.
AUGCUUACAACUGGUAGAUUUGAAUGGAUUGAUUCUGCAGUGCCUUCAUUUGAUGAUACAAGUCCCAUGUGGUGUCAUCAAAAUACAUGGAACGCAAUUGAUACUUUCAGUCUUUUAGAGCCAAAUUUUCAUAUUGAUCAGCAAGGAAAUCGAGAUGGAUGUGUUGCGCUCACUCGAUGGUCUGUGGGCGAUAUUUGUCUGAAUGAUGAAUUUUGUAUCAAACACAAAUAUCCAUUUGUCUGCGAAAAAUCUAGUUUUACUAUCCCAGUUCCUUGUCGUAAUAUUACUUGUCCACCAUUUACCGAGUGUAUCGAUAAUGCAAAUGAUUACAUUUGUGCACCACUAGCUCUUACAGAUUCUAUAGAUAAGAAAAAACGAUUAUCUCUAGGUCUAGGAAUAGGUUUUGGCUUAUUAGGAUUAUUCUUACUUAGUGGUCUCUCGCUCUGGUGGUACUGGCGACGGUCACGCAGUAUUCAACGGAAAUCUGGUGUUAGUGGCUUAAGUGUAGACAGUAUUGCAACUAAAGUUGAAAUUAAACCACAAAGAUCAAAAAUGGCAAGAGCAAUGUUGAAUCUUGAUGAUGAACUUCAAUGA